AUGGCCCACGGAGAUGCCUCCCUCCGCAACGCGCAGCACCUCACCUCUGCCCCGCGGGCCGCCCUGCUCCUCUGCCUGGGCUUUGCCUCCUUCCACUCGGCUUGCUGGGCAGAAGUCAGCAGCAGCAGCAACAACUCAACCUUGACCACCCACCACCCAGAUCCAGGGACCCUGGAACAGUGCCCCAAUGUGGACUUCUGCCCCCAGGCGGCCCGGUGCUGCCAUGCUGGAGUGGACGAGUACGGCUGGAUCGCGGCUGCGGUGGGCUGGAGCCUCUGGUUUCUCACCCUCAUCCUGCUCUGCGUGGACAAACUGAUGAAGCUGACUCCAGAGGAGCCCAAGGACUCGCACGCAUGA
This is a messenger RNA of Urocitellus parryii (Arctic ground squirrel), 357 nucleotides long. RefSeq names its product transmembrane protein 213 (gene Tmem213). The record is from RefSeq and is a predicted model, not a curated record. NCBI's taxonomy places the organism in Eukaryota, Metazoa, Chordata, Mammalia, Rodentia, Sciuridae.